UGGACCAUAGCAGUAUUUUAUUUUGCAGCUUGUGUUCGUAGUUUGUGGUGUAUUUUGACAACAUGGUGCCAUGCGAGGCUAUAAACGAAUGCUUAAUUAUUUAAAUGGAUAGUUUCUCCAGUGUUGUAAUUGUGCAACAACUUCAAAUCAGCGUCGUGACUGAUAAAAUGAUAUAUAAUGAUAUAUAGAAUAAAAAGGCAAUUGGAAAACAUCAUCAGAUCAUAUUUAGAGAUUUGUGUACACUUUUAAACGAGAAGGUGAAUGUUUGAAAAAUGGAUAAGUUCAUGGACCGAAGGCUUCGAGUUCGUCAGAUUGCAAUCAACUUUUUGCACAAGAUGAGCGGCAGCACAGUUAUUGAGGAUCCGGGGAUCCCAUUGGUUAACAAGAUCAACGGGAAGUACAACCGUUACAUGGAAACGGAUGAUAGCAUCUCGUCUCCCGACAGCAAUGCGCCGGAAGCUGGCAAUAUGUCCGCGACCUUUGGGGUCAGCAACCGCUUUGACAACAUCGGCUACAAACUUGCACGUCGUAAGCAGCUGAUCAACCGUCGCCGUAUGAUCGUUAACGUCGAGUUUGCAAUGGCCAUGCUUGGGAUCAUGUUAAUGUUACUGGAGACUGAGUUCUUUAUACGAGGAGUGUUCACAAAGUCCGAUGCAGGUUCUAUCAUUUUAAAAACAGGAAUAUUAAUUUCUACUUUCGCUCUUCUCGUUGCCAUAAUGUUCUACCAUAUCACGGGAAUUCAAAUACAAAUGACAGACAACAGUUGGGAAGAUUGGCGACUGGCAAUGAAUUUUCCAAUGACGUAUCUUAAAAUUCUUACAGAGCUCGUCGUAUGCUUGAUUCAUCCAAUUCCAGGCAAUACCACAGUACCGGCUUAUGGCGUAGAUGGUCAAUAUCGCAUGGUGUCCCUCGAUGCUAUAUUCUCAAUCCUUAUGUUAGGUCGUUUAUACAUUGUUGGCAAAUUCACCGUCGUCCAUCACCGUUUAUUGACUGACACGUCUACGCAAAGUCUUGGAGCACUGAAUAAAGUAAAAAUCAACACGGCGUUCGUGUUCAAAGCGCUUAUGUCAACCAUUCCAGGAACCAUGCUUAUUUCUCUGAUGUUGGCAAUUUUGUUCAUAGACAGUUGGGCGUUACGUACUUGCGAAAUCUAUUACCAUCCCGGGUCCCCCGAGAGUAGCUAUUUAAACUCAAUGUGGCUCACUACUAUAACAUUCCUUACCAUUGGCUAUGGAGACAUAUAUCCCAGCACGUAUUGCGGACGGUUUGUUUCCGUUAUAACUGGACUCAUGGGCGUUGGAACAACGGCCUUGCUUGUUGCAGUCCUAGCGCAAAAGCUUGAACAAACACGACCAGAAAAGUAUGUGCAUAACUUUGUGUCACGUGUUCAGCUGGAUAAAGUCAGAAAGAACGCUGCCUCUGACGUCAUAAAAUACGCUCUUACGCUGUGGCGAAUGAAGCGGCGUGGGAUUGGAACGGGCAUGAAGCGCAAUCGUGUGUAUGGAAAACUUUUACAAUCCAUUUAUAUAAUGAGAGAGGCCAAAAAUGAGAAACAGUCAAUCGGAGAAAGUUCGGUUGGAGUUGUUGAAAUCGCUAAAUCUGUAAAUGAUGUUUUUGAAAUCGUUGAACAAAUGCAAGGCGAACAGACGACAUUUCAGUCUAAAGUGAUAGAUAUGGAAGAAAAGAUACGUAAAAUGGACGAAAAACUGGAUUUGUUGAUAUCGAUGAACAAAUGAUAAUGUGUUCAUUAACGUAGCGGUUUGAAAUGAUUCAGUCAAAGCCCGUUAUGUCGAUAAACGCGUUAUGUCGAACCUUUUUUACCAGUCGCGAUUGUUUUCCAUCAGAAAAUAUUUCUAAUUUUUAUUUUUCAAUGUCAACAUUGCUGUAUUUACAACUGAAACAUAUUUCAAGACAGGUUCCUUUACGGGUCGAUAAGUAUGUGGUCCAAUUUCGGAUAUAUCGAAUUUUUGUUAUAUUCAUGUAUUUCUCGCGGCACCGCUGACUUCGACAUAACGGAUUUCGACUGUGUAUGCGUUACAUUAUGUACAUGUUCUGCCAAAGUACGUUGUUUGUUUUUAUAUAGUUGCGAUUUUAUGAAAAUUGUUUUUAAGAAGUGUCAUGGGGUCGGUAAUAAACUUUUAUAAACUAGUUCUAGGAUAGAGUAGUUUGCCGUGGUCAACUAUUUUAACUAAGGCGUAACAAAAAAAUAUUUGUUUCUGGUUUUCAGGCCUACAUGUUUCGGCACCCGACACUAUUAUUUGUAUUGCCAGCACUCAAAAUAAACUGACCGUAAUUUUCAAUCUCUUUUUGGGGUAGUUUCUUGCGUAAAUCUUCUCAGACCGAAUCGCAACUGUUAUUAGUAUGAAAAUGAUAUAUGACAAAACUCUACUAUAAUAAAGAUAUAACAUAUCCCUACCCUUUAGGGUUUGUUUGGACUUGAAAUCGGAAACAAACAAAACAAGUUUUACACCUACUUUUUAAAAUCUUUAAAACAUAUGUUUUACAUGAAUUUAAAACAAUUUACCGUUUUUUUCUUGGCUUUUUUGUUAUUUUGUACUAAGUAUAUAGUUUAAUGAUUGGAAUUUGCUGCAGUAUAUCGUCACAUAUUGUUAAUACAGUUUUAGCAUUUUUGUGGCCGUCAAAUCGGGAAUAAGCGAUAUACGAUAUUUGACGCAUGUUGACCGUCAUUUUGUUUAAAUUAUCUCACAGAAAUGAAAACAAGAGUUUAACUAAUAAAAUCUGUUUUGGUUUUACUUUCCAUUGUUCAUAGAACAGUUACAUGUACGUUAGAAGAGAGACAUAAAAGUUAUUGGAGGGAUCUUGUCAACGUUGCGUAUGACAAACAAAAACGUAAGAUUAAUAACUUCAGCUAUAAAUGCAGUUAAAGUCACAAAUCAGCUUAAUAAAAUCAGACCAAUAUAUCUCUAUGUUUUGAAAUCGAUAAUAUAAUUACUCAGAAUUUGUUAACGGAAAAGCGAGUGCUCAAUAUGUGCGACGUUGAUGAGCCCCAUCUUUCACAACCAUGAUGGCGAAUGGUAUUUAUUAAUAGUAUACUUGCUUUGAAAAACUGCAAUGCGGAGGGGGGAAUGAAUCAUUGGAACACAAGGCGGUGACUGAUACGGACUUUACCUUUACAAGUCAUUACAUAGUGUACGUUUUAGAUUAGUUUGUAUGACGUCGUUGAUACAUGAUAUAUAGUUUAUUGUUGUUUUGUGCUGAGGCAGUAGUAAUUAUAAUAGUUGUUAUUGAACUGUUGCAUUCCAUAGGUUUAUUUAGACGGCAAUGUUUGUUGCAUUAACAUAUGUG
Molecule: messenger RNA, 3306 nt
Organism: Mya arenaria
Lineage: Eukaryota; Metazoa; Mollusca; Bivalvia; Myida; Myidae
Product: small conductance calcium-activated potassium channel protein 2-like
Exons: 2
Coding region: 273-1736 (487 amino acids)
Biological process (GO): potassium ion transmembrane transport
Cellular component (GO): plasma membrane; neuron projection; neuronal cell body
Molecular function (GO): small conductance calcium-activated potassium channel activity; calmodulin binding
Source: RefSeq, a predicted model, not a curated record